AUGUCUACGAAUAUAACGUGGCAUGCAGGUAAUAUUUCGCGCGAAGAGCGGGAAAAAUUACUGGGUUACAAAGGUUUAACAAUCUGGUUUACCGGAUUGUCUGCAUCGGGAAAGUCCACCUUGGCAAGCGCAUUGGAACACCAAUUGUUAACUUUAGGUGUGCCAAGUUAUAGACUUGACGGUGACAAUAUUAGGUUUGGUCUGAAUAAGGAUUUAGGUUUUGGUCCGAAAGACCGUGAAGAAAACAUUAGAAGAAUUGCUGAGGUUGCAAAACUUUUCGCUGAUUCUACAGCAAUCGCAAUUACUUCUUUCAUCUCACCCUAUCGGUCUGACCGCGAUGCCGCGAGAAAAUUACACGAAGAUAGUGGUAUCCCCUUUGUUGAGGUAUUUGUUGAUGCACCCCUCGAAGUUGUUGAAAAACGCGACCCAAAAGGAUUAUAUAAAAAAGCCAAGGCUGGUGAAAUAAAAGAAUUUACUGGCAUAUCAGCCCCCUAUGAAGCACCUAUAUCUCCAGAAAUUCAUAUUCGUACUGACCAAAUUGCAGUAGAAGAAGGGGUCAAGAUUUUGGUUGAUUAUUUGGUUAACCAAAAACAUUUAAAAAAUGGAGUUGGAAUAAACUAG
Acaulospora colombiana is the source of this 621-nucleotide messenger RNA. The record is from the annotation of a GenBank genome assembly. NCBI's taxonomy places the organism in Eukaryota, Fungi, Glomeromycota, Glomeromycetes, Diversisporales, Acaulosporaceae.